GGGGUCGGGGAAGGGGCCUUGGAGCCCCUGGGGGAGAGAGGCGGAGCUGUUGAGCUGCGGCUGAAGAAGACGUGAGUGCGGAGGCUGAAAGUGCCCUUCAGGAAGACCUGGAGCCGCCGCUUGAAGGGAAGAGUGUCGGCAGCCUGAGGAGAUUUUCUGUGUUGGAAGUACUCCUUCACCGGUGACGAACCUGCCAUCGACCGCAAGGAGAUUUAAGAAAUUGUAGGACUACACAAACAGCCCUGAAUUGCGGAGGACGAAGGAGUUGCGCGGCCCCUUUCCCUCGGCCCUUCUGGAGAGCCGGUCUGACGCGGGUGUUCUUGGGGAGAUCGCCCACCUGCCUGUCUUUCCCUGCUCACUGUACAAGCUGCCCUGCAGCCCAGGGUAGAGGCUGAGGUUUGCUUUUGCAACUAGGGGAGGAGGAGGAUGGGGAAAGAGCAUAGGGAACAGACGUGGUUUCGGGAACGCCACGUUAAAAUCUAGCUUCUCCCAGAGGUACAUAUAAAUAAGUCUUGGCUUAUUCAUAGCUGUUUCUGUCAGACUUCUAUUUUUGCUUUGUUAACUGUGGAUUUGGCCUUUCAUCUCUCUUUAGCCCGUAUUUGUGAACAGACUCUUCUUCCCUAUCCUAUUAUUUACCACUCCCCCCCCACCCCCAUUACAGAGUUGCGGUAGAAUUUCAAUAGCAUGACUACUUUCAGGAAGAAAUAAAGGAAUAAAGGGAAAACGGUUAGGAGUAUUAGACAUGAGAAAAAGCUCCUUUGUCAGAGUGCAACAAAAUUGUGAUUGCUGAAACUGUGCAGGAACCUUGGGAAUGCCACAAGUCAUGGAAAUUGAGUCAAGUCACCCGAGAAGAAGUUCAAAGAAAUAGCCUGUGUGAGACCACGGAGGACAACUGGCUGUGGUGGUUGAGCAACCGAGAUAGGAGAGGCUGAAGAGUGGAAAAGAAGAGGCCUGUGUAAAGGUCACCUGUAACAUUCUAACCAGAGCGGCAAACCCCAGUUGUAAUGGGAGAGUUUAAAAUGAAACUAGGGAAAGUGAUUAUUAGUUUAUUUUAAAAGCCUAGAAGACUAAAUUAAUUUAUUUACUUAAGGAGUUUGUGGCUUUUAUUAGAGUCGUCCAUCAUUGUUUCCGAGAACUUUUGGAGAGGAUGGGAAGUUGCUGAUAUAUGGCUCAGUUUUAUUUUUGGAAAAUAGUAACGGGUGCUCAUGUUCCUACACUUCACUAUUAACAUAUGUUAGCCUUUUGUCUGUUUGCUUCAGUUCUAUUUAAAAAUCGAAAUAAACACGAUAGGUAAGGCUGUGAAGUACCACAUGAAUCUUUCUUCCAUUCAUCUUUUUUCCUCAAAGGUAGCCGCUAUCAUGUGUGUGUGUGUGUGUGUGUGUGUGUGUAUUACUGGUAAUUAAACCAGGGCCUUUGUACUGGGCUACAUUCCCAACUCUUUAUUUUGAGACAGGGUCUUGCUAACUUGCAAAAUUUCAUAGGCUUGGCUCAAACUUGCCAUUCUCUUGCUCCAGCCUCCCAGAGUGCUGGGAUUACAGGCAUGUGCCACCAGGCCCAGUUUAUAUCAUAAAUUUGUUGCCUUUCUUCCCACUUUAUGUUUUUAUACUUCUAACUAUAUAUGCAGUCAUAAAAUGUGUAAUAUUGUUUAUACAAGUAGAGUUGUAGUCUGUGUGUAUCUCUGGUUUGCAUUUGGAAGCUGUCCAUUACAUGUAGCUCUGAUUCAUUUUUAAAGUUACUAUUAGUCUGUUAUUUCAUAUACUGCAUUGUAUUUAUCCAUUCUUCUGUUUAUGGCAUCUGAAUUGUUUGCAGUUUUUCCAUGAGCAGCCAUGAGGUUAGGAAGGUGAAGAACUGCAUUGCACAUGUAUUCUUACAGAGAAGCAUUUCUGUACAGCAAGAUGUCUCUACUUUGGCACUAUUGACAUUUUGGACAUACUGACAUCUUUGUCGUGGGAACAUCAUAUACUUUCAGUAAUGUUUAACAACUCCCUUGCCCUCCACUUAUUAGAUGCCUGUAGCAACAUCCCAACUAAGACAAAAGUGUCUCUGUCAGAUGUUUUCUGUACAGGAAAAUCACAGCUGAUUGAGAACUACAUCUCUGGGUGUAUGUAUGCGCAAGUGAAACUGCUAGCUUGGUCUGACUUGUUAUAGUUUUAGGAUGGUCCUACUGAUGUGGCUUUAGGCAGGAUUUUUUUGUUUUCUCACUGUAGCUCCUGGUAUGAAAGACUUUGCCCUAGGCCAACACUGGUUUUGUAGUAUUGGGAUGGUGGAUAGAACACUGUGGUUUCUGUUUACACUGUUGUUUUUGUUUUUUGAGACAGGGUCUGUCCAUGUAGUUCAGGGGGCCUUGAACUCACUAUAUAGCCCAGGCUGGCCUCAACUCACAGUGAUCCUCCUGCUUUAGUCUCCCAAGAGCCAGGAUUAUAAGCGUGGGCCACCACACCUGGCUUGUGGGUUCAGCACCCCCCCAUACUGGGAAUCGAACUCAGGACCUUGCGCUUACCAGGCAGGUGCGGUGCUGCUGAGCUGCAUCCCUGGCCCAUGUGGUUUCAGUUUGAGAAUCAACUAGAGUCAGCUGUGGAGAUGCUUGCAUCAUCAGCAAUCUGAUUAGCACUAAGCUUCUUUCCCUGAGCUGGAAGCACAGAGGACUGUCAUAGUCUGAUGUAAUGCUCAGGAAGGAGGGUUCCCUCAAGGAAUGUUUUUUAACUAAUCCUUGGUAGGAAUGGAGAUGGACUUUAAGGACCGAGGCAACUGAGUUGUCUCUCAUCUGCUCUUGAGUUAAAUCUUUAGUUCAUCACUGCUGUGGGGAGGUGGAGAAGGGCUAAGAGCAUUGCAAAUGAACCCAGAAUUUGAAGUGUCACUCUAAUCUUCUCUUCUGGCAGGAGUCAACAGUAGUCUUCCUUGAAGAACUGCCUCUCCCAUUGCUGCCUGGAGUUAACAUUUCCUGCUGGCAGAAUCAGGGACAUGCCAGCACCGUAAGGCUUCCCAUCCCAAUCUUCUUACUGAUGUCUGGGUUGGGGUGGAGUGAGUAGGAAAGAAAAAAAAGACCUUCCUUUCCUUUCAUGGCUCUGACAUCAUUUCAAAUCAUAGUCCAUGGCCUCCUUUCUUGUUGAUCAUCCUUCCUAUAGCAUUGUUUCUUGUUUCCCCUUGUACCCUUGUAGUUCCCUCUUUAUUUUCUAGCUCUCCAUAUCCUAUUCCCAUCCACUGCCGAGGGGUUUGGACUCUGAGCUGAUGGGGUGCCCACCUCUGCAGAGCGGGAUGAGUGGGCGUUCCGGUGGGAAUGUGGUCGUUGCCGGCCAGUGAGGACGAGAGCACCACGGCCCACUUCUUCCUUGGAGCUGGAGAUGCGGGGCUGGGCACCCGCGGCACAGGCAUGAGGACAGAAGAGCGUGACAGUGAGCUCCUUGAGGACGAGGAGGAUGAAGUGCCUCCUGAACCUCAAAUCAUUGUUGGCAUCUGUGCCAUGACUAAGAAAUCCAAGUCUAAGCCAAUGACCCAAAUCCUAGAGCGACUCUGCAGAUUUGACUACCUGACUGUGAUCAUCCUGGGAGAAGAUGUGAUCCUCAAUGAACCUGUGGAGAACUGGCCGUCCUGCCACUGCCUCAUCUCUUUCCACUCCAAAGGCUUUCCUCUGGACAAGGCUGUUGCUUACUCCAAGCUUCGAAACCCCUUUCUUAUCAAUGAUCUGGCCAUGCAGUAUUACAUCCAAGACAGGAGGGAGGUGUACCGGAUCCUGCAGGAGGAAGGUAUUGAUCUGCCUCGGUAUGCCGUGCUCAACCGUGACCCUGCCCGGCCCGAGGAGUGCAGCCUGAUAGAAGGUGAAGACCAGGUCGAGGUCAACGGUGCCGUCUUCCCCAAGCCCUUCGUGGAGAAGCCAGUGAGCGCCGAGGACCACAACGUCUACAUCUACUACCCCAGCUCGGCCGGAGGAGGGAGCCAGCGCCUCUUCCGGAAGAUCGGCAGCCGAAGCAGCGUUUAUUCUCCCGAGAGCAGCGUCCGGAAGACAGGGUCAUACAUCUAUGAGGAGUUCAUGCCAACAGACGGCACAGAUGUCAAGGUGUACACAGUGGGGCCAGAUUAUGCCCAUGCUGAAGCUAGGAAAUCUCCAGCUUUGGAUGGGAAGGUGGAACGAGACAGUGAGGGGAAAGAGGUUCGAUACCCAGUCAUGCUGACUGCCAUGGAAAAGUUGGUGGCCAGGAAAGUCUGCGUAGCUUUCAAGCAAACAGUUUGUGGCUUUGACCUUCUUCGGGCCAAUGGUCACUCCUUUGUGUGUGAUGUCAAUGGCUUCAGUUUUGUCAAGAAUUCAAUGAAAUACUACGAUGACUGUGCCAAGAUUCUGGGGAACACCAUCAUGCGAGAGCUUGCUCCCCAGUUCCAGAUUCCAUGGUCCAUCCCCACAGAAGCAGAAGAUAUUCCCAUUGUCCCUACCACAUCUGGCACUAUGAUGGAACUGCGCUGUGUCAUUGCAAUUAUCCGUCAUGGGGAUCGCACCCCCAAGCAGAAGAUGAAGAUGGAGGUGACACAUCCCAGGUUUUUCACACUAUUUGAAAAACACGGUGGAUGCAAGACUGGGAAAUUAAAACUCAAGCGACCUGAGCAGCUCCAGGAGGUACUGGACAUUACACGGCUGUUGUUGGCUGAACUGGAGAAAGAGCCAAGUGGUGAGAUCGAGGAGAAGACUGGGAAGCUAGAGCAGCUGAAAUCUGUGUUGGAGAUGUACGGCCACUUCUCAGGUAUCAACCGGAAGGUGCAGCUGACUUACUACCCUCAUGGAGUGAAAGCUUCUAAUGAGGGGCAAGGUCUGCAGAGGGUGGCUCUCGCCCCGUCCCUGUUGCUGGUGCUGAAGUGGGGUGGAGAGCUGACUCCUGAUGGCCGAGUGCAGGCUGAGGAGCUGGGCCGGGCCUUUCGCUGCAUGUACCCUGGAGGGCAGGGCGACUAUGCUGGCUUUCCUGGUUGUGGGCUGCUUCGCCUUCACAGCACUUUCCGCCAUGACCUCAAGAUCUACGCCUCUGAUGAGGGCCGUGUCCAGAUGACGGCUGCUGCCUUUGCCAAGGGCCUGCUGGCUCUAGAAGGGGAGCUGACACCCAUUUUGGUACAAAUGGUGAAGAGUGCCAACAUGAACGGGCUCCUGGACAGUGACGGGGAGUCCCUGAGCAGCUGCCAGCACCGGGUGAAGGCCAGGCUCCAUCACAUUCUACAGCAGGAUGCACCCUUUGGCCCCGAGGACUACGACCAGUUGGCUCCCACAGGAAGCACUUCCCUGCUUAACUCCAUGAGUAUCAUUCAGAACCCUGUGAAAGUCUGUGAUCAGGUAUUUGCCCUGAUUGAAAACCUCACUCACCAGAUCCGGGAGCGGAUGCAGGAUCCCAAGUCUGUAGACCUGCAGCUCUACCACAGUGAGACCCUAGAGCUCAUGCUGCAGCGCUGGAGCAAGCUAGAGCGUGACUUUCGGCAGAAGAGUGGGCGCUAUGAUAUCAGUAAGAUCCCUGACAUCUACGACUGUGUCAAGUAUGAUGUGCAGCACAAUGGGAGACUGGGCCUCCAGGGCACAGCGGAGCUGCUUCGUCUCUCAAAGGCACUGGCGGAUGUGGUCAUUCCCCAGGAAUACGGGAUUAGUCGGGAGGAGAAGCUGGAAAUCGCCAUCGGCUUCUGUCUUCCACUGUUGCGGAAGAUACUGCUUGACCUGCAGAGAACCCACGAGGAUGAGUACUCUCGAGGGGUGCUCUCCCCAGGCCGCCACGUUCGAACACGGCUCUAUUUUACCAGCGAAAGCCACGUCCACUCCCUACUCAGCGUCUUCCGUUAUGGGGGGCUCCUCAAUGAGACCCAGGACACACAGUGGCAGCGAGCUUUGGCUUACCUGAGCGCCAUCUCAGAGCUCAACUACAUGACCCAGAUUGUCAUCAUGCUUUAUGAGGACAACACACAGGACCCCUUGUCAGAGGAGCGGUUCCACGUGGAGCUGCACUUCAGCCCUGGCGUGAAAGGUGUUGAGGAAGAAGGCAGCGUCCCCACUGGCUGUGGGUUCCGUCCAGCCUCUUCUGAGAAUGAAGAGAGGAAAACAGAUCAAGGCAGCAUGGAGAACCUAUGCCCGGGGAAGGGCUCAGAUGAACCGGACCGGGCACUGCAGACUUCACCUCAGCCGCCUGAGGGCCCUGGGCUCCCUAGGAGAUCACCUCUCAUUCGUAACCGGAAAGCUGGCUCUAUGGAGGUCAUGAACAUGCAGUGCACAGGGAGCCUGGACCUGAUCCCCUUGAGGGGGCGGCACCGCAGGAGGUCCGGAGACCUCCCCCGGCCUUCCCCAGCCAUCGGCCUGCAGCCCCAGGCUCUGUCCACCACUCCCCUGGCAUCCUGCACACAGGUGCUUUCUGAAACUUCCUCCUCAAGGCCUGGUGGUUAUCGGCUCUUUUCAUCUUCUCGCCCACCAACAGAGAUGAAGCAGAGUGGCCUAGGCUCGCAGUGCACAGGGCUGUUCAGCACCACAGUGCUGGGUGGCUCCUCCAGCGCCCCGAAUCUUCAGGACUACGCCCGCAGCCAUGGCAAAAAGCUGCCACCUGCCAGUCUGAAGCACCGAGAUGAGCUCUUGUUUGUCCCGGCCGUAAAACGAUUUUCUGUGUCGUUUGCAAAGCAUCCGACUAACGAGCUGCUGGAUGACCAGCACCCUGUGGUCCGGUUGCUGCGUGGUUUUUCCUCUGACUGCCCAGGGUGCCGGCCGGUCUCCUUGGAUGCUGCACUGGCACAUCAUCUGCACCAGUGCUCCUACCACCUGCGCCUCUUCCGGAACUGGCUCCACUCAGGCCAGGAUGAUCCUGAGUGCCUCUACGGAUUUGAAGGGUGCUCCAUGGUACCUACCAUAUACCCCCUGGAAACACUGCAUAAUGCUCUUUCCUUGCACCAAGUGAGUGAAUUCUUGAGUAGAGUCUGCCAGCGCCACACAGAGGCCCACGCACAGGCAUCUGCAGCCCUCUUUGAAUCUAUGCACUGCACCCAGGCCUCCGAGGGCCCAUUUUCCCCGCCCCGCGCGCUUCAUUCACCCCCCCUGCAGCUCCAGCAGCGCUCUGAGAAGCCUCCGUGGUAUAGCAGUGGCCCUUCCAGUACUGUGUCCAGUGCUGGUCCUUCCUCUCCUACCACUGUGGAUGGCAAUUCCCAUUUUGGCUUCAGUGACCAACCCUUCCUUCAUGCACAUGUGACUGAAAAGAGUCAAGGACUUGAGCUGCUCCAGGGGCCCCCUGGACAUAGUACACAAGAGCUCCCCAUAGGAGGGCAGCAAGAGCUUUUUGAACCAAACCAGUCCCUGCAGGAGUCAUCUGUGGAAACCAACAAGCCAGGAGGCCAGGAGAUUGCUGAGGUCAGCCAGCCAUACCAGAAGAGCCAUGACUCUGUUAACCACACAUGCCAGCCAUGCCAGAAGGCCAGCCAACCGUACCAGAAAGUCUCAGAGGAAACUUGGCAGGUUUUCCAGGAGAAGCCUGAGGAGGUCAGCCAGCCAAACCAGGGGGUCCCUGUGGAGGCUGACAGGCUGGUCCAUGGGUUCCCUGAGGGGCUUGGGGGCCCAGUCCAGGAAACCCUUGUGGAAGUUCACAGACCAAACCAAGAGACUCCUAAAGAGCCCAGCCAGCCAUACCAGGAGUUCUUUGUAGCGGUUGGUAGAUUGGCCCAAGAGGCUUCUGUGGUCAGUCUGUCAUCUCAGGACAUCUCUGAGGUUGAUAAACCAUCCCAGGAGCUCCCUGCAGUGAUAGAUUUGCAGGCCCAGGAAGUCCCUGAGGAGGUUAAUGAGCAGGCUUGCGUGGUCCCUGAGGUGACCAAUCAGCUGCCUAGAGAGGAUGUUCCCCAAGCCCAGUGUCUGCUGAGUGACCCAGACCCUCAAAGCCAGUCUCUAGCCCAUGGCCAGCACUCACCCCUUUCACCAGCAACCUGCGAUCAACCAUCUUCUCACUAAUGGUGUCUCCCUGCACCAGCCGUGUGCCAGCAGCCUUUCCUGUUGACUCUCACCAGCCAGAGAGAGGAGCGGCCCGCCACAGAGAUGUCUGAGGGAGCUGGCCUCGAUAUGAAGCACACACUCGUGUCAGUGCUCCGCUGGGGGAAGGUCAGUUCCAUGUUCAGAACGGCCUUCGGCUCCUUCCUUAGCCAUUAGAUUGCAGCAGGAUUUUCUUGGGGUAACUCAUCUGUCCUUACCUAACCUACUCUGAGCACUGCAGGAAAUUCCAGAUUGUUACAGGAAAUGGCGCUUACCUGCUAAAGAUACCAAUGAGGGCCAGCAAGUGUGAGAAGGGACGCCAGAGCCAUUCUGUGGGAAAACAUCCACCACUUUUAAAGGUACCCUCUAGAUCAUGUGUGCCAGGGUCAGCCAGGAUGGCCAUCUGAAACGUCUGGAAGACAGUUCCCUUCCCAAACAAAUGUCUGUCAGAGCCACUACUCUCAGACUGACCUUACGGGUGUUUCCAUAUCAUCUCCGGGUGCCCCCUGUGCCCAGUUCUGCUCCUCUACACAAUUGUUUUAGGGAAAAGUAGGUAUUAGUUUGCUGAGCAGCUCCUGGCCAUGCCCUGAAACUGGGCCCCCUUUGCUGUGGAGCUUUUUUGGCCUACAAGAUGCUAUCGUAGACAGAAUCAGGUUCUAUUUUAAGAGAUUAGCAGAGAUCAAUAUUGUAAAGAUGAGAACAUAAAUAUUUCUCUAAUUUGCCAGGGACAAAGCACAGACUGGCCAAAGACCAAACACUCCAGAGUCCCCACAAAGUUUGUUUUAUAUCAUGUGUUUUUAAGACCAGAUGUGAUUAUGAAGCUUUUCCCAAAGAUCUGGGGAUGGAGUGGGGGUGGGUAGAAGGGAUAAUGCAGUCAUUAGAGUCGGGGGCCGGAACAUUUUGAGUGCUUAAUAAAUAUGAAGUAAUCAGAA
Molecule: messenger RNA, 8886 nt
Organism: Heterocephalus glaber (naked mole-rat)
Lineage: Eukaryota; Metazoa; Chordata; Mammalia; Rodentia; Bathyergidae
Gene: Ppip5k1
Product: diphosphoinositol pentakisphosphate kinase 1
Biological process (GO): inositol phosphate biosynthetic process; inositol metabolic process
Cellular component (GO): cytosol
Molecular function (GO): 5-diphosphoinositol pentakisphosphate 1-kinase activity; inositol hexakisphosphate kinase activity
Source: RefSeq, a predicted model, not a curated record